Ostreobium quekettii is the source of this 1707-nucleotide messenger RNA. NCBI's taxonomy places the organism in Eukaryota, Viridiplantae, Chlorophyta, Ulvophyceae, Bryopsidales, Ostreobiaceae. The record is from the annotation of a GenBank genome assembly.
AUGGCCUCUUCCAGCGAACCUCCCCCGAGGCUGGUCCUGACGCCCCACGACUCCAUCACGCCCUCCCCCGGCCCCGUCCUGGUCUGCAUCCUGGACGGCUGGGGCGAGAACAAGAACAAGGAUGAAUUCAAUGCUGUGCACAGCGCGGACACGCCGUGCAUGGACGCCCUGGCGGAGAAGGCGCCGGAUCGCUACCGCACGGUGCAGGCGCACGGCGUGGCGGUGGGGCUGCCCACGAACGCGGACAUGGGGAACAGCGAGGUGGGGCACAACGCCCUGGGAUCGGGCCAGGUGGUGGACCAGGGCGCGCGGCUGGUGGACAUUGCGCUGGAGACGGGGUCGAUGUUCGAGAGCGAUGGCUGGCGCCUGGUGGCGCAGGCGUUCGAGGACCGCACAGUGCACCUGAUCGGGCUGCUGUCCGACGGGGGGGUCCAUUCGCGGGCCGAUCAGGUGUACAAGCUGCUGCGCGGCGCGGCGGAGCGCGGCGCCAAGAGGAUCCGGAUGCACAUUCUGACGGACGGGCGGGACGUGCCGGACGGGUCGUCGGUGGGGUUCGUGCAGCAGCUGGAGGGCGAGCUUUCGGGGCUGGCGCGCGACCACGGCGUCGACGGCAAGAUUGCGUCGGGCGGGGGGAGGAUGUACGUCACGAUGGAUCGCUACGAGGCCGAUUGGGGCAUCGUGAAGCGCGGCUGGGACGCGCACGUGCUGGGCAGGGCGCCCAAUCGGUUCAAGGACGCCGUGGAGGCGGUGAAGACGCUUAAGGGGGAGGGCGCGUCGGCGAAAUCCGACCAGUGGCUGGAGCCGUUCGUGAUCGUGGACGAGGAAGGGAGUCCGGUGGGGACGAUCGAGGACGGGGAUGCUGUGGUGCUGUUCAACUUUAGGGCAGACAGGAUGGUGGAGAUCAGCAAGGCAUUCGAGUACGAGGAGUUCGCGGCGUUUGACCGCGAGCGCUUCCCCAGCGGCCUGCGCUUCGUGGGCAUGAUGCAGUACGACGGCGACCUCAAGCUGCCCACGAACUACCUGGUGCCGCCGCCGCUGAUCAACAGGGUGUCCGGGCAGUACCUGGUCCAGAAUGGGAUCAAGACCUUCGCCUGCUCGGAGACUCAGAAGUUUGGCCACGUUACUUUCUUCUGGAAUGGGAACCGAUCGGGGUACUUUGACGAGGAGCUGGAGACUUAUGUCGAGAUCCCGUCGGACAACGUGCCCUUCAACCAGGCCCCGGACAUGAAGGCCAGGGAGAUCUGCGAGGCCGGCAAGGAGGCCAUGUUCUCUGGCCGGUACCAGAUGGUGCGGGUCAACUUUGCCAACCCUGACAUGGUGGGGCACACUGGCGACCUGCAGGCCACCAUGCGGGCAUGCGCCCUGGUGGACAAGUGCGUGCAGGAGCUUCUGGACGUCUGCGAUGAGGUGAAUGGCCGGUGGCUGGUGACUGCGGACCACGGCAACGCAGAUGACAUGGUGCAACGGAAGAAGACGGGGGAGGCGCUGUACCACGGGGACGUGCCGCUGCCUCUGACGUCUCACACGCUGGCGCCUGUGCCAGUGGCGGUGGGCGGGAAGGGCCUGCCAGAGGGCGUGCGCUUCAGGCAGGACCUGCCCAAGGCGGGGCUGGCCAACAUCACUGGCACCUACAUCAACCUUUUGGGUUUUGCAGUGCCCGACUUCUAUGAACCGAGCCUGAUCGAGAACGUCCAGGAGGGCAAGUAG